UUUUUUCAAACUGGCCAAUGAGGAGCGUCCCAGCGCUUUCAAGCCUCCUGGUCGGCGCGUCACGUGGUGCGCCAGGCGACUUCUCAUUGGCUGUUGGUGAAGGCGGCCGCCAAAUACGAACUGAGGGGGGAGAAUCCAAUAACCGAUGUGGAGGCACCGCGGCCUGUGACCGGAGAGAGGAGGAGACCGGAGAGCUUCCAGGGGCAAACAUGGCGAAGAGAGUGAGCAUGAUGGACGGCCACGGCGGCGUGAAUAAGAAGCCGUCCCCGGCCCGGGUGCGAGUGGCGGUCCGGCUUCGGCCGCCCAUGGAGAAGGACGAGGAGAAGGCCUGUGUCCGGGGUCUGGACUCGCAGUCACUGGAGAUCGUCAACUGGAGGAACCAACUGGAAACCAUGCAGUACCAGUUUGACGCCUUCUACGGAGACAAGGCCACGCAGCGGGAGAUUUACACCGGCUCAGUCUACCCAAUUCUUCCUCACUUGUUGGUCGGACAGAACGCCAGCGUGUUUGCCUAUGGACCGACAGGAGCCGGUAAGACCCACACCAUGCUGGGGAACCCGAACCAGCCGGGCAUCAUACCACGAGCUGUGCGAGACCUGCUGCAGAUGACCCGGGGGGUGGACGGGAAGCUUGAGGAGGAGAACUGGAGCUACUCCAUCACCAUGUCCUACGUGGAGAUUUACCAGGAGAAGGUGAUGGAUCUGCUGGAGCCCAAGAACAAGGACCUUCCAAUCCGAGAAGACAAAGACCACAAUAUCCUCAUCCCCGGGGUGACUCAAAAGACCAUCAACUCCUUCUCAGACUUUGAUGAGCAUUUUAUUCCCGCCAGCCAGAACCGCACAGUCGCCAGCACCAAGCUCAACGACCGAUCCAGCCGCAGCCACGCCGUCCUGCUUAUCAAGAUGCAGAAGAAUCAGCAGGUCCCUCCAUUCCGGCAGCUGACGGGGAAACUUUACCUCAUAGACCUGGCCGGGUCUGAAGACAACCGCCGCACCGGGAACCAGGGCAUCCGCCUGAAGGAGAGCGGCGCCAUCAACUCCUCCCUCUUCACCCUCAGCAAAGUGGUGGACGCCUUAAACCAGGGGCUCCCAAGAAUCCCCUACAGAGACAGCAAGCUGACCCGGCUCCUGCAGGAUUCGCUCGGUGGCUCCGCCCACAGCGUCAUGAUCACAAACAUCGCCCCGGAACAGAAGUAUUACUUUGACACACUCACUGCCCUCAACUUCGCUGCCAAGUCUAAGCAGAUUAUCAACAAACCGUUCAGUCAGGAGACCACGCAGGCCCCAGCUCAUCCCACCAUGAAGAGACCGCGGGAGGAUGUGGAGAAUAACACCUCAACCCGACAGCCUAAAAAAACCAAGAUGGAUUCCAUAGAAGAGUCUCCUAAUAUGACCAGAGAUGGCCCUAACCCCAAAAAGGGGAAACUCAAGCUCUCCUCCUUAGACCCAGCGGUAGUGGAGCGGCUGCUGAAGCUGGACAAGAUCCUGAGCGAGAAGGGAAAGAUGGAAAACCAGCUACUGAGCACGCCCAAGCGGGAGCGCAUGGCCCUCCUGAAGAAGUGGGAGGAGAGUCAGGUGGAGAUCGAGAGGCUGAAGGAGAAGCAGAAGGAGCUGGAGGAGAAGGCUCUGGCGGCUGAAGCUCGGCUCGAGAAAUCAAACAGCUCAGACUUCGAGUUGUCGGACUCCAGUGUGAACGAGAGCACGUUCCGGGCCCCUCUGAGGACUCGCGCCACCUCCACCGCCAAGACCAAGAAAGUGCUCCGCGUCCUGCCCCUGCAGGGUGAGAAUCUUGGAGACCUCACAGCUAAGGGCGAGCUGUCUGGCACGGGCCUGGGUCUCAAUCCAAACGCCAAAGAAGAAGGGAUCACGGUGGUGGAGAAGAAAACCCGGAAAGCGCACGCCGGCCGGGAGAACGAGCCCAGCUGGGAGGUGAACAUGAGGACGGAUCUGCUCCAGAAGGGACGGGAGAAGAUCCUCAACCUACUCAACACCGGAUCCCUGAAGGAGCUAAAGUCCCUGCAGAAGAUCGGAGAGAAGAAGGCCAAGCUGAUCGUGGGCUGGAGGGAGGUCAACGGGCCCUUCAAGAGUGUGGAGGACCUGGCCUCUAUGGAAGGGAUGUCCACCAAACUAGUCGCCUCCUUUUUAAAGAUCAACAUUCUGAGCAUAGUCGCGAGCUGAAUCCGCCCUGGACCCUGCACUUCUCACUGAGGAGCCGUCGACUCAUGGAUUCUAUGAAACCUCUUAACCCCUUGAUGCCUGUUCCCCUGCCCGCUGGUGAAGGAGGAUUUUGUGCCCGCGGACUGUCCGGCAUCCUCGAUGUUUUCUUCUCUAGAUCUGACUAUUUACCCCCCCCCACACAUCGUGAGGCCAGAGACCGUGGGGGAGGGAGGGGGGGGGGGGGUGUUAUUUUACGAGUAUGAAUAGUAUUUUUGGUAAGUAUGAGCUGAAUCCGAGCAGAACGCGCCCACCCCUGACCCUACACAAGGCAUCAUGCAGAUGGGACCUCCCCUUUGUAUAAUGUAUGCGCCAGUGUAACCACUCAUGUAUAUAUGAACAAUCAUUUUAAAGAAAACAUUGAACAGACUGAUCUGCCCUGCGGGGGGCGCUGUUGUCGGGAGACUCCUGCAGAUGGCGAUUAUAAUGUAAGUUAUUUGCUCAGAUACUGGAUCAAGCAGCAGGUCCAGGGCUGGGGAAGUCUGUUCCAUUUGUAUUAUUCUAUUUUCCAUAUGUUCUGGCCGUGAAUAAUGUAUGUUUUUGUUAAAU
Hyla sarda is the source of this 2762-nucleotide messenger RNA. RefSeq names its product kinesin family member 22 (gene KIF22). Bases 18 to 2177 code for a protein of 719 amino acids. The record is from RefSeq and is a predicted model, not a curated record. The transcript has 14 exons. Lineage: Eukaryota; Metazoa; Chordata; Amphibia; Anura; Hylidae. Gene Ontology annotation, molecular function: microtubule motor activity; ATP binding; microtubule binding. Gene Ontology annotation, biological process: microtubule-based movement; mitotic spindle organization.